UGUACAUCUUGGUUGCAGUCAUAGUCAACGUUUAACGAAAAAUAUGUGUGUAUAUAACCUAAAAUAAAGUAUUAACAUUUAGCUGUGAGAAAUUCAUGCAAUUACAAACAAUUGUGUGAAAAGUACAUUUCCUUACACUGUUUAAUUAAUAAAACAAUGCCGAAAUAUUAUUGUGAUUAUUGCGACACGUAUCUAACGCAUGAUUCACCAAGUGUAAGAAAAACUCAUUGUCAGGGUCGUAAACAUAAGGACAAUGUCAAAUAUUUCUAUCAAAAAUGGAUGGAGGAACAAGCGCAACAUCUAAUUGAUGCAACAACAGCAGCAUUUAAAGCUGGAAAAAUUGCAUCUAACCCCUUUGCAGCAAACAAGGGAGCAGCAAUUCCACCACCACCAAACCUUGGACCACGUCCUGGUGUACCUCCUCAGGGUCCACCAGGUAUGAUGCCACCACCAGGAAUGCAUCCUGGUGGCCCAAUGGGCCCUGGAGGUCCAAUGAUGAUGGGACCACAUGGACCGAUGCCUCCAAUGAUGGGUAUGAGACCACCUAUGAUGGGACCUAUGGGACCAAUGGGACCAAUGAUGGGUCCUAUGGGACCUAUGGGGCCAAUGAGGCCACCGAUGAAUGGACCACCACCACCUAUGGGAGGACCUCCACCAAUGAAGAAGUAAUAAAGAGAAUAAAUAUAAUUUCUUAUUAGUUUAAUUGUAUCGAUAUAAAUGUAAUUCAUUAAUCAUAAGAAUAUUUGACUGAUACGUAUGUACAUAUAAAAAUAACAUAUUAAAACAUAAAUUUCAUU
Molecule: messenger RNA, 797 nt
Organism: Frieseomelitta varia
Lineage: Eukaryota; Metazoa; Arthropoda; Insecta; Hymenoptera; Apidae
Gene: snRNP-U1-C
Product: U1 small nuclear ribonucleoprotein C
Exons: 1
Coding region: 157-669 (170 amino acids)
Biological process (GO): spliceosomal snRNP assembly; mRNA 5'-splice site recognition; mRNA splicing, via spliceosome
Cellular component (GO): U1 snRNP; nucleus
Molecular function (GO): pre-mRNA 5'-splice site binding; zinc ion binding
Source: RefSeq, a predicted model, not a curated record